ACAUUUUUUUACAAAAACGCAAAUAAAUUUAUAUUUCGUCACUUCUAAUGACACUGUCUUUUCUUUGAUGUAGGAAUUAUAACGAUUUUCUUUAUCCUUCGGUUUUCACUGAAAUAGCAUCUAAAUGGCAGUAAGACCCUUCUCCAAAGAAGAAUUAAAUUUCCUCAAAUUUACAUCCAUCGUUCACGAUGAAUUUCCAAAGAUGUUGCGUUCGACAUUUGUGGCAUUGUGGGACAGGAAGAUUGCACCACUGCCUGGUUACCAACUUUGGGACGACACACCCGCAGUCCGCACACUUCUUUUGACACGCGAAGGCGGUACAACUGCCAUACCAGUCAAUAAAUCGUUCGAAGAUUGGGAUUGUACAGCACUGUUUAAGGCAACUAUUUACUCAAAGACUUUUGGAAUCCCCACAAGAAAACCCAUCAAGACACUCAAUUAUCAGUUCAUAAAGGGAAAGAAACCCAAUCCAUUUCAUGCCUCGCUGACAAGUCCAGCUGGAAACUGGGUUGAAACUAUAGCAUUGGCAAUCGACCAAGUUCGACUGCUUAGAAACGAGCUAUGUCACUCGCCCAAGCUCACCAUGACAAAGCCUGAUUUCGAUUACUAUGUUCAACUUACUAAGGAUGCUUUUACUGCAGUUGGAUUCCCAACAGAUCAAAUUGAUUAUAUUGCUAGUCUUAAGGAGUCCGACUUUCCAACUGAAAGAGUUUGUGAGUUAAAGAGAGAAGUUAGAUGUAUUGAGCUGGAGUACCGCAACUUUCUUGUCAUUCUUGAUGAAAAGUUAACAACAACGUUGACUGAUUUGUGUGAAAUCCAAACUCUUCAAUAUGAUUGUCUUCGUGAAAUUCAGAAAAAUGUAAUGAAUAACCAGACUACUAAAACAGAAUAUUCAGCAAUUGGGGAUGAAAAUUGUGGAUUCUCAGCAAUCGGUGGUCUACAUCCCAGUGUGAGCAGUGAUGGAGAAUGUUCAUCAGUUGGGCAGAAAAAUUGGGAACAUGGUGCUCUGGUUCCUGAUGUGAGCAGUGAUGGAGGUGACAUCGUAUUCCGUAUUUCAGCGAAAAUGGCGCGAAAGGAUAAAGAUAAGGUUUUAGAUACUACUACUCUUGUUGAAAUUUUGUGUUCAUGUGAAAAGACUCAACCGUCAAUUUUCCACGAGGCUCUCAAAAAGGGCUUUGGCGAUAAAAGGAAUGACCAAAAGUUUGGAGAUGUCAAACCAACGUGUCUUCUUGUUCCACUGCAUUGUCUUACGGAUGAAAGAUUUUUGGAGGUUUUGGAUGAUUUUGAAUCCGGAAGGCUGAAAGAACGUUUGCUGGAGGAAUUUUCGCAGAUUGGAGAUCGAAUAGAAAUAGCAGAAAUCGCGUUAAUGAGAAUGGAAGAAGUAAACGAAAAAAAGGAGGCUAUAAAAAGAAAAAAAUUGCAGCAAUCGAUUGCCCGUUUAAAAAAAAAGUUGGAAACAUUACACGAUGUACAUCAAGCGUUUUCAGAGGGCACUGAUGUGUAUGUCAAUAGUACUCGCAGCUUGACAUCUCUGGAAGAUGAAAGCGAAAGGCAAAUGAGUCUUCUUCAACGAAGUAUUGGUUUUCGUCAUGAA
This is a messenger RNA of Dendronephthya gigantea, 1594 nucleotides long. RefSeq lists its product as uncharacterized. The record is from RefSeq and is a predicted model, not a curated record. The annotation marks the transcript as partial. Lineage: Eukaryota; Metazoa; Cnidaria; Anthozoa; Malacalcyonacea; Nephtheidae. The transcript is spliced from 5 exons.